Molecule: messenger RNA, 798 nt
Organism: Microthlaspi erraticum
Lineage: Eukaryota; Viridiplantae; Streptophyta; Magnoliopsida; Brassicales; Brassicaceae
Source: the annotation of a GenBank genome assembly
AUGAACGACAGAAUUGAUCCUGCUUAUGAAUCUGGGGCUCGAAAAUUUGUGAAUGCUGUUAGUGCCACCGUAGGUGUUUCUGAUAUGGUCAUAUGCCCCUGCACUCAUUGUCGGAAUAACGAUCGGCAUGCGUCUAGUGAAGUACUGUACCAAUUAGUUACUAGGGGAAUGGAUGAGGCUUACAAGAUGCGGAAAGAUUGGUAUCAUCAUGAAGGUCCGUGUCCUGAGCUAGGUAACAAUGGAAACCAGUGGAAUGAUGAGAUAUUGAGAUUAUAUAAAGCAGCUGAGUUUUUAGGAGAGGAUAUGACUUCUAAGGAUAUCGACUUAGGCGAGUUGGCUGAGGGUGAAGACAAAAGAGAAGAUGAAUUUCUUGCAAAGCUAGCUGACGCUGAAAUGCCUUUAUACCCAAGCUGCACCAAUCAUAGCAAGCUGUCUGCUAUUGUUUCUCUGUUCAGGAUUAAGACACAAAAUGGGUGGUCCGACAAGAGCUUCAACGACCUACUUGAAGCAUUACCGAACAUGUUACCAGAGGAUAAUGUCCUUCAUACAUCAACUUAUGAUGUCAAGAAAUUCCUGAGAUCUUUUGAUAUGGGUUAUCAGAAGAUACAUGCUUGUGUGAACGACUGUUGUCUAUUCCGUAAGAAGUACAAGAAACUUGAUUCAUGUCCGAAGUGUAAGGCGUCGAGAUGGAUGACUAACAAGCAUACUGGUGUAGUGAAGAAGGGUGUCCCACAUAAGGUGUUAGGGUACUUCCCUAUUAUCCGCGCCUCAAGAGAAUGUUUAGGUCUGAGACGAUAG